Messenger RNA from Vespa crabro (European hornet), 2266 nucleotides. RefSeq lists its product as uncharacterized. Bases 31 to 1644 code for a protein of 537 amino acids. NCBI's taxonomy places the organism in Eukaryota, Metazoa, Arthropoda, Insecta, Hymenoptera, Vespidae. The record is from RefSeq and is a predicted model, not a curated record. The transcript has 11 exons.
UCGAUAGAAAGAGAAAAAGGAAGAACCAGGAUGAACAUCGCUGGAAUUAAGAUGGACUGGACUAUCAGAUUGUAUGCUGUUGUAUGGAUCUUGAUCAUAACUACGCCAAGUUACAAGGCAACGAGUUUGGAGAAUCCAAGUAUCGAUGGUAAUAACGAAGAAGCGUCAUUGGAGGAAACUACUGAGGAUUAUUGGGCAGGAAGCGGAUCUGGACCGGAGGACGAGCAUUCAUUGCAAAAUGAAACAAGAGAAGCUUUGACACACGAAGCAAGUGAUCACGAUGCGGUUGUAUAUGUGGGCGAAGGAGGAGCAUACGUUCCUGUACCAUCUUUAAAAAAUCAUCCAUUAAGCCCGAACCUUCAAGCUUUGCAAACUCUUCAAGGUCUUCAAGGAUUAACAGGUGGUGGUGGAACAGGAGUUGUAGCCGACGAAGAAUGGCGAAGACAUCCAGAAACCUGGGAUAGGGAACAUCGAAGGUAUAGACCGAACACAACCAGAGUACAACAUAUCGAAGCGGAGUGUCAAGACGAUUACAUGAAAAUCAGGAUUGGUUUUAAUGGAUCCUUCACUGGAUUACUUUACUCGGCAGGAUAUUCUUACGAUCCAGACUGCAUGUACGUUAAUGGGACUGGCCGUGAUUACUAUGAAUUCUAUAUCCAAUUGAAUCGAUGCGGUACCCUGGGCGAGAACACUCAUCACCAGGACAGCAGAAAAAAUCCCACGAAAAAUCUCAUGUGGAAUACCGUCACCGUUCAAUAUAAUCCAUUGAUCGAGGAGGAAUUUGACGAACAUUUUAAAGUCACCUGCGAGUAUGGCUACGAUUUUUGGAAGACCGUGACAUUUCCAUUUUUGGACGUAGAGGUCGCCACGGGAAAUCCCGUAGUCUUCACCCUCCAGCCACCGGAGUGCUACAUGGAAAUCAGAUACGGUUACGGGACCACUGGAACUAGAGUGGCUGGACCAGUUCGCGUUGGCGAUCCUCUGACUCUCAUUAUCUACAUGCGCAGCAAAUACGAUGGUUUUGACAUAGUUGUGAACGAUUGUUACGCUCACAAUGGUGGAAACAAGAGGAUUCAACUUAUCGAUCAGUACGGAUGUCCCGUCGACGAUAAACUGAUUAGCAGAUUUCGAGGAUCCUGGUCGGAGAGUGGAUUAUUCGAGACUCAAGUAUUCGCAUAUAUGAAGACAUUUAGGUUUACAGGCUCGCCUGCAUUGUAUAUCGAGUGCGACGUUCGUAUGUGCCACGGUCGAUGUCCGAGUCAACCAUGCCAUUGGAGGAAUGCAAAAAAUGUUGCGAAAAGAUCUGUGUCGGACAUGAUCGGUGGACCAACGACACCAGCUACGAGUUUAUCGGAAAACGUAAAUCUUUUUCAAUCCCUACGUGUACUUCAAGAAGGAGAAGUGGACACGGAAUUAUUCCAAAACUCUACUACAGCUUCUCGCAAUGGUUCAAACGAUCCCUCGAACGACAGAGUGUGUUUAAGAUCGAGCGUGAUGAGCACGAUCGUAGGAUUAGGCUGCGGUAUAAUUUGUUUAUUGUCGGGCACAUUAUUAGCAAUGUGUUCGCGAAUGCGACGACAAGCGCGAGAGAAAUUGCUCUCGGAUAGCAUAAGUUACAUGACGCACAAGGGUAGAAUUAAUUAAGUGGUCCUGGGUGAAAAUAUAUUUGGGGAUUAAUUUCGUUCUUCCUUCCCGCGGUUCUAGCGAUUGCAAUGUUUUUUUUUUUACCGACGGAGAUCGGUCAAGAAGGGUUGGGAAGGGGGGAAAAAGAGAAAAAAGUAAAAAAAAGAAAAAAAAAAAGAAAGAAAGAGAAAGAACGAAAUGAGAAUUCGUCGGUAAAACAGAAAUCUGCAUUACCGUUACUCGAUGUCGCGAGACAUCGACGUUAUCGGGAGGGACGAACGAUAAAAGAGAAUCGAAUGGAUUUUUAUCUAAAUGCCAACGAGUAUGCAACAAGUUAACACGCUACUUCGACGAAAGACUUUAGUAUUUUAGUGUGCCUAACGAUAAAACAAGUAACGCCUUAACAACUAUAAUUUACUAUUUAGUUUAAUUCAUUAUAUAAUGAUUCAUUAAUACUCAAGACGAGGAGCGUAAUAUUUAAGAACGACGACCUCGGUACUAUUAUUUUAUUUUUGCCUUAACUCGAUUUUUUCCGUUUUCAUUGAUGAAAACGUUUCCGCCGAUAAAGUAGAGUUCUACCGGUAAUGUAGUAAUCAUUGCGAGUUGUGAAAUCAUUGUUACUCGUAAUUUUGAACGAGUACUU